GUACGUCCAGAGCCUGCUGGACAUCAUGGAGUUCCUCGAGAGGGACCCCGAGGACCAGACCACCCUGGGACAGUUCACGGACGCCCUGGUCACCAUCCGCAACCGGCACAACGACGUGGUGCCCACCAUGGCGCAGGGGGUGAUCGAGUACAAGGAGGCCUACGGGGACGACCCCGUCUCCAACCAGAACAUCCAGUACUUCCUCGACCGCUUCUACCUGAGCCGCAUCUCCAUCCGCAUGCUCAUCAACCAGCACAGUGAGCGCCUGGGCCCCGAGACCGGCCCGCGGCUGCCGGCCAUCAGGGUGAUGGUGGCCCUGGGCCAGGAGGACCUCUCCAUCAAGAUGAGUGACCGGGGCAUGGGUGUCCCCCUGCGGAAGAUCGAGCGUCUCUUCAGCUACAUGUACUCCACCGCUCCCACCCCGCAGCCGGGCACUGGGGGGGCCCCCCUGGUAGGUGCCCCCCCUGCCUCCCGGGCCCUGCAGGAUCCCGGGGGGAUCCGGUGA
Molecule: messenger RNA, 505 nt
Organism: Egretta garzetta (little egret)
Lineage: Eukaryota; Metazoa; Chordata; Aves; Pelecaniformes; Ardeidae
Product: pyruvate dehydrogenase (acetyl-transferring) kinase isozyme 2, mitochondrial-like
Exons: 5
Biological process (GO): regulation of glucose metabolic process; protein phosphorylation
Cellular component (GO): mitochondrion
Molecular function (GO): pyruvate dehydrogenase (acetyl-transferring) kinase activity
Source: RefSeq, a predicted model, not a curated record